Molecule: messenger RNA, 7259 nt
Organism: Drosophila subobscura
Lineage: Eukaryota; Metazoa; Arthropoda; Insecta; Diptera; Drosophilidae
Gene: eIF4G2
Product: eukaryotic translation initiation factor 4G
Exons: 5
Coding region: 231-6287 (2018 amino acids)
Cellular component (GO): eukaryotic translation initiation factor 4F complex
Molecular function (GO): protein binding; translation initiation factor activity; mRNA binding
Source: RefSeq, a predicted model, not a curated record
ACCAACAACAACAGCAGGUGCUCUACUAUCCACCUCCUACAUACGUCGCCCACCCGUCUGGCAACAACAAUGCCAGCAUUGGCGGCGGCGCUGGACCCCAAUUGAGCGCCGCCGCCAGCAACAAUUCUCUGGUGCAACAUACGCACGUCGGCCAUGGUGGGCAUGGCAAUGGAGUGCUGUCGUCCUCCAAUAGCAACACCAGCCUGUCCCGGGCCCUAAACAAUACGGGCAUGCCGCCACACUAUUCGCAGUCAGCUGGACUGAUCUCGACCCCCGGCGGCAAUGGAAGUGGAGCCGCACCGGCAGCCUAUCUGACCACCUCCUACAUACCAUUCCAUCAAGUCGCACAGCUGAUGGGCAUGCAGCCCACGGUGCAAUUCCAGAACGGAGCUGGCGGGGCCCAAGCUGCCGCCUUUUAUGCGGCAGCCGCACAGUCACAUCAGAAGCAGCUGCAGACGGCAGCCCAGCAGCAGCAGCAGCAGCUGAACACUGGCCCACCAGCUGGCCAGAUACAGUACUACCAGGUCCCCAGCAAUGUGAACAGCGGAAGCAACUCUCACAGGGGCCCACGCCAGCGCUCGGCGACGCCCCAGCAUCAGAACUUAUAUACAUGUACGGUGGUAGCACCCGGUACGCCGCGUUCCCCGAUGGUCGGCCAAACGGCGCCAGGAUCUGUGGCGCCUAUGAUGGCCGCUCGCAACGGUGCACUCAACGGACCAUCUGCAUAUCAUAUACAGCCGAACUUUAUACCGGGCUUAGCCCUGGGACCUCCCACUGGGAUGAAUGCAGCGCAAAUGCUGACAGUGCCACCCACAACCACAACGCCCGGCGGAGGCGUUGGCGCUGGUCUGCACGCAUUUAAUCCACACAUGCAGCCGACCAGCAAUGCUCCAUCAGCAUUGGCAGGGGCCAAUGUGCCAGGAGUAGUUCCACCUGGUGUGGGUGUGAGUGUAGCAGGUGUGGCUACUGCAGUGCAGAGCGGAGUAACUGGAGUACCCGCCGUGGCCGGAGGAGGCUUCACCACCGGCGCCCCAUUGGUGGCACCGCAAGCGGCAGCUGUAGCAGUUGGCCAACCGUUGGCCAUUGUCCCGGAGAAGGUUCGAGAGCGCCGUCAUGCCAUACCGAUCAUACAUCCGGAUACCUAUGAGGUGCUCGAUACGAGCAGCUCGGUGUUUGUUAAAAAGGAAACGAGUCCAGACACAACGCUGACUCCAGACACAUCACAGGACAAUGAAACGUUGGCCCAGUACCGGGUUCUAUCUCCCAUUCUGAUGGCGGUUGAUUCUUCAUCAAACUCUCUGCUGCCGCCUGAGUUGGAUGAUGGCACUGGAAUGAUGGUGGAUGAGCCCUCGCCCGACAAAAUUGGUGGUCUAGUCUUUGUGAAUCUAGAUGGGGAUCAGGACGGCAACUCGCCCGUCUCAAUGCCGCCCUGUACAACGGAUAAGGAUCAGAUAAGCACCAUUGUCAAGGAUAUACUGGCCAAUGCGAGCCAUGUAGCCGACGAUCAUCUCAGUUUCUGGCAGUCAAGCGAUGUGGAUAAUGUACCGGCGACCCUUGACAGUAAAGAGUCAAAUUCUUCGCAAAGUGUAGACGAACGAGAAGAAGAGCAGCCGCAGCAGCAGCAGCAUAACCAGCAGCCGCGUCCCAAGUCGGCCAACAAACAAAGUACCGCCACGCCCGCAUCUAUAGCGAAUGACGUGGCCGAAGCAGCCGCCACUGGUAAAUCGCGAAUCACCAUUCUGUCCAGAAACGAUUCGAUGCUUGCUUUAGAAGAGGUGGAGACAAAGGAGCAGCAACAGCUGACAGCACAGAAGAACACGAAAUCCAUUGCCACCACCGCAGCUCCAAUUCCAACUGCAGCUUCGGUCGAGCCUUUGAUUUCAACCAGCGAAAAACCAGCAAAUGUACCGCGGCCGUUGCUGCAGCGCAUGUCGUCGAGCACAACAACUUCAGGAACAUCCUCAUCGGCCGCCUCCACGCCCACCCAUCAGCCUAAACAGACGCAACAACAGAGGAAGCAGCUGCAGCAGCAGCAACAGCAGCCUCAGCUGCAUAACCAAGCUGGAGGAAGAUCUGGCCCAGUGGCUUACGCACAGCCACUGACUCGCAUGACGCCAGCUGUGGCACUGCUUACCGGCGCCACAAUCAUCAACCCAACUAGCAAAAAGCAUCGGAAGGCUGUAAAACGGGCAAAAGAAAUCGAAAAGAAAAAAGUGAACAAACCAACAUCUACCACAAGCUACAACAGCGACCAGAGUCAAGGCAGCAGCGUCAUCCACAGCCCCAGUGGUAGCUUGCAAGCAUCAGAAACAGCGACAAAUACCAGCAAUAACUCUGCUGCUUCUGAAAUCACUUUGACCGAAGAAACAGCAGCAGCAGCUGCAGGAGGAAUCCUGCUAGCAGACACAUCCAAAGGGGAGGCAGAGGCUGCAGCAGGAGCAAUUGUUGAAGAGAAGGCGCAACCGACGACUGAUAAGCUUAGUGCAUCAUCUAGCAAUAAUUCUAGCGUAAGUUCUAGUCUAAGUGACAAACCACAACACGUGCAACCCAAAGAGGAGGCACCACAGAUUUGCCAAAACAACAACAACAAUGACGAAAAUGAUGAAGUCAUAGCAAAUGAGAAACCGGAGGAAAAACCACACAUACCAAUCGAUGAAAUCGUCUCGAAAUUCUUGCAAACAAAUAGCCCCAACAAAUACACUGAGGAUACCCAGGAGGGGGAGACGCCUCCACAACUACAGUUCCUCAACAGCAGCGGUUCGACGUGUGGAGAGGAGGAGAGCAGCCAAUCUAUGGUGCAGUGCAGUGUGGAGCAAUCGAAGAGUGAGGAGAGUGUCGCCGUGGCUGAUCUGAAGUUUGGAGACUUCAAUGACGAUUCUCGCGAGAUCGAGACCACCGCCAGUAGUUUCAUCUGCAGCUCCACGUGGUCCAGUACGACGGUAACGGAGCCUAGCGAGGAUCCACGCGAUGAGCUUUCAUCGCACAGCAGCCACAUAUCGGUGCCGAGCGUAGAGACAGCCGUCGCCGCCGCGUUGGUGGCCAUCACGGAGAGUAGCAGCAGUACCACCACCAGCAACGACUACGUGGACUGCGCUCCCAAACAGAGUACAACCACGACUGAUAUAUCGACAGCGAUAAGCAGCAGCGGCAGCAGCGCCGGUCGCAACUCCAGCAGCACGUCGAGCAGCAAAAAGAGCUCUCCCGUACACAAUAGACGCAAACAUGCGGAUUCGCCAAAGCCCAGAGGCGGCGGCAAGAAACAACAACAUGAAGAAUUACCGCCUGCUUCGCCUGUGACGGCCACAACUGCAGUGAAGCUUAUCCGAUACAGCAUGGACGAAUUGCGCAAGCUAUGCGAACUGCCCGUGUCUCAAAAGCCACCGUUGGUGCCCUGCCAGAAGGGUGACUGCAUCUCGCAGCUGUUUGUGUCCCGCAUGAUCAUACAUCCGCAUGCAUAUGUGCAGCACCACAACCACCAGCAGCAGCAGCAUCUUCCGCAGUUUCAGCACAUGAACUUCAACGAAUCAAUGGACUUUGUGCCGGGCAAGCGCGGGCGCGGUCAUGGCGGCUCGAGUAAGAAGCAUCACGAUGGCGGCCACCAGCAGAUGGCCUCCGGAUCGGGUAAUAUGAUGGGCAACAUGGGUGCAGCGAGCAGCAGCAGCGGCGGCAGUUCGAGCUCAAACCAACGCCACAUGGACAUUAUACGGGUGCAGCUGUCGCUUAAAGAGGAGAUCAAGCUGUCAGAGUGCGAGAAUGCGUGGCAGCCGGAGCCGUUGCGUCGCAAGGCACCCGCUGCGGUGAGUAGUGGUGCCAGUGCCAGUGCCGGUGGCGGUGGCUCAGAGGAUGAUGGCGACAUUGAUGGCGUCCUAAAGAAAGUGCGCGGCAUACUGAACAAGCUAACGCCGGAUAACUUUGAUGUUCUGCUCAAGGAGAUGUCCAGCAUCAAAAUGGAUACCGAGAGCAAAAUGACAAAUGUGAUGCUGCUGAUCUUUGAGAAGACCAUCAGUGAGCCGAACUUCGCACCCACAUAUGCGCGAUUCUGCAAAGUUUUGUUCCACGAGAUCAAGGCCGAGAACAAGUCGCUGUUCACGUCUUCGUUGAUAACUCGCAUUCAGCACGAGUUCGAGUCAAAUGUGAACGAUGCCAAUGCCAAGACAAAGAGGCUGCAGCCCACACUGGACAAAAUGAAUCAGAGCACAGAUGCCACACGAAAGGCCGAGCUGCGUGCAGAGAUGGAGGAUCUGGAGUAUCAAUUCCGGCGUCGCGCCUGGGGUACUGUCCGCUUUAUUGGAGAGCUCUACAAGCUGCAGUCUCUGACCAGCGACCGUGUGCUGCACUGCGUGGAGUCGCUGCUGGAGCACGGCUGCGAGGAGAAGCUCGAGUACAUGUGCAAGCUGCUGACAACAGUGGGCCACCUGCUGGAGAGCACCCUGCCCGACCAGUAUCAGCUGAGGGAUCGCAACGAGAAGAUAUUCCGGCGCAUUCAGGACAUUGUGAACCGCUCACGUGGCACGGCGCAUCGCCAGCCGCAGUUCAAGAUAAGCAGCCGCGUGCGUUUCAUGAUGCAAGAUGUGCUGGAUCUUCGCGGGCGGAACUGGGAUCAGCCUGUCACGCCGCAGCAACUGAGCGGUCGUCAGCGUCACAAGCAGCAGCACGAUGACUCCAAGGAUCAACAGCAGCAGCAUGGGGGACGAGGCAGCUCGGGCUCACAGGCGGGCAGCUUUCAGCAGCAGAAGCAGCAUCAGCACAGCGGGGGCCAUGGCCACGACAGCAGCAACUACUUUCUGCAGAAGAUGCCCAACAAACAACAACAGGACAACCAGGCCCUCAGCAUAGAUCUCAAUAAGCUGCGCUUCAACACCAGCAACGCAAACGAUGACUCGAGCGCCAAGUUGGGCCAUUCGUCGCACUAUCAAUGGCGCAAUGUUAGCAACCGCCCGGUGAGUGGCACCUCAUCGGGUGGACCACCCACCAGCCUUUUGAAGCGCGCAACCCCAGGGGGACAGAACAUUACGUAUUCGCCGUAUCAGCAACAGCAGUCGCAGCCAUCGUCGGCUGGCGCUGCCCCACAACCAGCGAGCAGCAAUAGAAAUAGCAGCCAGGAGCCGUCACAAAACCACUCGCCCUUGGAUGGGAAACAGUGCCAGGAGCUGAUUUCUAAACUAGUGGAUGAGGCCAUCAACGAACGCAACUGGCAGCCGGAAGUGCUGAAAAUGUGGCGGUCGCAUCAGUCGAAACACCAUGCUGCCGUGGUGCAUUACCUGCUCGGAAACUACUUGCACCAGGGGACAGUGAGGCAGCAGCAGAGGCUGGCCUGUGCUAAUGUCUUUGCGUUCCUGAUGACUAAGGAGGCUGUAGACAAGGCGACGUUUGCCCAGGCAUAUGCGAAAUUUGGCGAAGGGCUGCCAGAACUGCUGGUGGAUGUGCCCAAAUGCAUGGGAUAUUUGUUCGAGUUUGUAGGCCCCAUCAUGCAUGUGGGUCGUCUGGACCUCAAGGAUGUCUGGCAGCGGCGUUGGCAGGACAAUUUUGAAGUCACGCAGUGCUUUGUGUUUGCCUUCGUUAACUAUUUUGUGCGUGAAUUCGGAGCUGGCUACAUACGAAAGCUAUGGCACAGCGACCUCAAGCUGGAUCGCGGCCAGAUGUUCUGGGGCGACUGUCGCAAGCAUCGCGAUUUUGUCAAGACGAACAAAUUCUUCUUCCUGGACCCCAGCCAGGGUCAGACUGGUGGAGGCCAGCGAGUAAAGCUCACGCCGCUGCAGCGUUCCCCGGAGGACCAUGUGGUGCGCAUCAGGUAUCUGCUGGGACAGUCCGGCGACAUGGCAAUGGAUUAUAUCAACACCAAUGUGGGCAUCACUGUCGACUUUGUGAGGGAGCUCACUCGAUUUCUAUGCUGUGAUAUCGCACUAACUGUGAUUGCAACAACCAACAACAACAAGGCACCCGGCAAGGGCGGCUCCCAGAGCAGCUCCACAUCGCUUCAGUUAAACGCCGAGUGCUUCAGGAACCGGUGCACGCCCCUGUUGCGGCUAUGCAUCGACGCAAAGGAGCCGCUGGAUAUCGCCUGCAUCGAUGCGACAGUUAACUCACUGCAGGAGCACUUCAUGACCGAACUGGAGGACGAGAUGGCCGCCUGUGAGACCAUCUGUAAUGCAUUCAGCGUGCUGUACGACUCCGAGGUGAUACCCAAGGAGUCCUUCGAAAAGUGGUACAAGCUGGAGGUCGAACACUCAUCCAGAAACCGAAGGCCCUUCAUUGACAAGCUGCGCAGCUUCAUCGAAGAUCUUUAGAGAAAACACCAAAGAGAACAAACAGCAAAUAUACGUACAGCGUACGUAAAACAACACAAACACACCACAUUUUCAGAUGAAACAUUUAACAAUCUAUAGUGACAUGGGGCAUUCCCAAACCAUUCGACAACGAAUGAUAAUUUGACCAAAUCGAAUCGAAUCAAAUGUAUUGGUUUUUAAACACACAACCGAAAGAACAGAACAACAGCAUCGACUGGCAACAGAAUAGCCAGCCAUUGAUUUUCAUUUGUAUCACAACACGUUCCUUAAACGAGAUGCUAAGACGCUUUUCUUCGAUCCCACACAAACCCGUAUCGAAAUCAAAUAAAUAAUAAAUAAAUAGAAAUGGAAAAGAAAAUUAAACAAAAAAUGAAAUGGUGUAACAGAAUCUCCUAUUGAAGAGUUCAAGUCCAAGUUCAGUGAAAGGCAGGGUAAAUGAAACAUUAACUGAUUUACAUAUACAUACAUAAACAUAUAGAGUAUAUUUGACAUAUAAAUAGGAUAUAGGAUAUCUACGAAUCUUUUCGUUUUCGUAAACCACAGUAUUUCGUUGAUUAUAACAAAAACAAAAACCAAACUUGUGUUUUCGCUUAGGGAAGAACAACGAACGUUCUUCCUAAGGCCAUCUUUAUCGUUUAUAGCCUUAGCAUAUGCGUCUUUCUAGACCUUAAUCGAAACGUUUUGUUCAGUUUUUACCUUUCAGUACAAAGCUUUAUGAAUUUGCAUUGUUUUUGUUUAUUUGAUUUAUUAUUAUUAUUAUAAAAAAACUAUUACCUACUUUUAAUUAUUGUGAUUUCUACGAAAACGGCUCAAAAUGAAACUGAAACCGAUAAAUUAACCUUCUCCUUACCCUAAAUCUCACCCUAACACCACUUUCUCAUCUCAAAUAACAGAUCUGUAUUUAAAACCUCAAAUCCUGAGGGUCUCCCUACUGUUCGAAGAAAAAAAACUUCACAUAUAUUAAAGAAAAAA